Messenger RNA from Impatiens glandulifera, 1273 nucleotides. RefSeq names its product inositol 2-dehydrogenase 2. Gene Ontology annotation, molecular function: nucleotide binding. The transcript has 7 exons. Bases 68 to 1180 code for a protein of 370 amino acids. Lineage: Eukaryota; Viridiplantae; Streptophyta; Magnoliopsida; Ericales; Balsaminaceae. The record is from RefSeq and is a predicted model, not a curated record.
GAUUGCUCAUACAUUUGAAGCAAAAUCUAAGCGUGUGGAUGAAUAAGGGAUAGAUAGAUAGUUGAAUAUGGAGAGAAUAGUAAAAUAUGGAAUCAUAGGUGCGGGAAUGAUGGGAAGAGAGCACCUUAUCAAUCUGCAUCAUCUUCGUAACGAAGGCGUAGCCGUUGUCUGCAUCGCAGAUCCACAUCUUCCUUCUCAGCAACUUUCUCUUCAAUUAGCUCAUUCAUUCGAUCAGUCGCUCCAGGUUUUCUCUGGGCAUGAAGAGAUGUUAGAUAGUGGAAUGUGUGAUGUGAUUGUUGUAUCAACUCCGAACAUGACUCACUAUCAGAUCCUGAUGGAUAUAAUCAGGCAUCCAAGACCCCAUCAUGUGCUUGUUGAAAAGCCUCUUUGCACGACUGUCUCCCAUUGUAGAGAGGUUAUGGAGGCUGCUAAGAAUAGGCCAGACGUUCUGGUGCAAGUUGGAUUAGAAUACAGGUAUAUGCCACCAGUUGCUAAGCUGAUAGAAAUAGUCAAGGAAGGGUUAUUGGGUCGGGUCAGAAUGGUUGCAAUUAGGGAACAUCGAUUUCCAUUCUUGGUUAAGGUGAAUGACUGGAAUAGGUUCAAUUGUAACUCUGGUGGGACGCUUGUUGAGAAAUGCUGCCAUUUUUUCGAUCUAAUGAGGUUAUUUUCUGGUUCAAAUCCUGUUCGUGUAAUGGCCUCUGGAGGGGUUGACGUGAACCAUAAAGAUGAAAUUUAUGAUGGCAAGGUUCCUGACAUUAUCGAUAACGCCUAUGUGAUUGUUGAAUUCGAGAAUGGUUCUCGAGGAAUGCUUGAUCUUUCGAUGUUUGCUGAAGGAAGCAAAAAUGAACAAGAAAUCUCUGUUGUUGGUGACAAUGGAAAGGGAGAGGCUUUGAUACCAGAGGGUAUUGUUCGUGUGGGUGCUCGACUGCAGGGAAGGGACGGUGUCCAGACUUUGAAACCCGAGGAUAAUAGGAUAAAGUAUGAAGGUUUGCAUCAUGGGUCUAGCUAUUUGGAGCAUCUAAACUUUUUACAUGCGAUAAGGUCUGAAGGUGCCAAGGCUCCCCCAGUGGACCUGGUCGAUGGGUUGAUCUCGGUUGCUGUGGGAGUCGCAGCACAGUAUUCAAUUGAGCAAGGACGGUUUGUCACCAUUGAAGAAGUCAUGAACGAAAAACGCAUUUAAUAUUUUUAUCCAAUUGUAAGUAUCGUGUAAUGUAAUGAGAUACUGCAAUAUUAUCUCUCGUUUAUUUAUGUGGCUUAAUCUGACUUUUCUAUA